Molecule: messenger RNA, 626 nt
Organism: Olea europaea var. sylvestris
Lineage: Eukaryota; Viridiplantae; Streptophyta; Magnoliopsida; Lamiales; Oleaceae
Product: dihydroorotase, mitochondrial-like
Exons: 3
Coding region: 207-611 (134 amino acids)
Biological process (GO): 'de novo' pyrimidine nucleobase biosynthetic process; pyrimidine nucleotide biosynthetic process
Cellular component (GO): chloroplast; cytoplasm
Molecular function (GO): dihydroorotase activity
Source: RefSeq, a predicted model, not a curated record
GGGGUGCAUUGCGUGAAAGAGUUAACGACAAAUCUCAUUUCUUUUCUUUUUGUUUCAUCCUAGCUUUAUGCAUAAUAUAGAGGUCUAUUGUCACAGAGGAGAGUGGGGUUGUAUUUGCUGUGAAGUUGUAUCCUGCUGGUGCUACUACAAACUCCCAACAUGGUGUAACAGAUCUAUUUGGGAAGUGUUUACCUGUACUCGAAGAAAUGGUUCUGCAAAACAUGCCUUUACUUGUCCACGGAGAAGUUACAAGUCCUGAUGUUGAUGUAUUUGAUCGAGAAAAGGUGUUUAUCGACGAGGUUCUCAGUCCCUUAAUACGAAAGUUUCCACGAUUGAAGGUUGUUAUGGAGCAUAUUACUACUACAGAUGCUGUGAAGUUUGUCGAUUCUUGUGAUGAUGGUUUUGUUGCUGCAACUGUCACACCGCAGCAUAUUGCUCUUAACAGAAAUUCCCUUUUCCAAGGAGGGCUGCAACCUCACAGUUACUGCCUGCCUGUUCUUAAGAGGGAGACUCACAGUAGGCCUUUCAAACCUUCCAUUUACUCUGAGUCAUUUUUAACCUUUGCUUAUUUCUUUUGGUCAAGGGUGCAAAUGCAUAAUACUCUACUUUAAUAGUUCAAUUCCAAC